Messenger RNA from Periophthalmus magnuspinnatus, 398 nucleotides. It is a transcript of the gene uqcr11, whose product is annotated as cytochrome b-c1 complex subunit 10. Bases 45 to 215 code for a protein of 56 amino acids. Lineage: Eukaryota; Metazoa; Chordata; Actinopteri; Gobiiformes; Gobiidae. Gene Ontology annotation, biological process: mitochondrial electron transport, ubiquinol to cytochrome c. The record is from RefSeq and is a predicted model, not a curated record. Gene Ontology annotation, cellular component: mitochondrial inner membrane. The transcript is spliced from 3 exons.
AAGUGCUACAUUUUCAUCCCAGCGCUUCAGCUGUUCGGGUCAAAAUGCUUAGUAAAGUUUUAGGUUCGAAAUAUGUUUCUAUCGCCAAGUCGUGGAUCCCAACUAUGGCAGUGUGGGGCACAGCGGGAGGCGUAGCACUGGUCCACUUCACCGACUGGCGACUAAUAUUGGACUAUGUUCCUUAUGUCAGUGGUAAAUUUAAAAAGGAGGAGUAAUCCAUGAAGGUUUUUGGAGACUGAAGCCAACUGCUUGAGGAUCUUUAUUGUGACACAACUACAUCACUGACAGCAGGACUCCAUGCUCUGGCUGAAAUUCUCUUAUAGCUGAUGUGUAUAAUCCAAAUAAUUUAAUAUUUCUUUGUUGUACUGUUUGUUUUUGAAUUAAAGUGUGUACACAAU